Messenger RNA from Drosophila guanche, 3228 nucleotides. It is a transcript of the gene sty, whose product is annotated as protein sprouty. The transcript is spliced from 2 exons. Gene Ontology annotation, biological process: negative regulation of fibroblast growth factor receptor signaling pathway; multicellular organism development; negative regulation of Ras protein signal transduction. Lineage: Eukaryota; Metazoa; Arthropoda; Insecta; Diptera; Drosophilidae. The record is from RefSeq and is a predicted model, not a curated record. Bases 530 to 2440 code for a protein of 636 amino acids. Gene Ontology annotation, cellular component: membrane; cytosol.
CUAAAGUAUAUAUAUAUAGAGCGGUAGAUCGUGUAUACAAAAAAUAAGAGGAAAUCUUGAACCCCCGAAAUCCGAACCAGCAAAAAGUGCCUGUAUCUACUAUUUUUGGAUUACAUUUAUCAUUUUUUUUGUGGAUAUCUACAACACGAGAACAACCCAGAAGCAGAAAAAGGAUUAUAUCUAGCGGAUAUAUACUUUGAUUUAUUACGGAAUAAAUUGCACGGAUUGCUAUUGAAAAUCAAUAUAGCAAUCGUCGCAAAAAAGGCAAACACUGCAAAAGGAUGACGGCAAAUCGAGCUAAUUCCGAGGGCAGAAAUUACCAUCGGAGGCAUUGAGAGAUCAGCGAGAGACAACAAUCAAGAGAAAGGAUAUAAAUAUAUGCCAUAGAGCCAUAGAGAGAGAGAGAGAGAGAGAGAGAGAGAGCUCUGGAGGCAGAGGUGGCGGUGGAGACGGGAGUGGAGUGGACGAGAAGUGUGAGAGUGUAGAAGGAGAGGAGCGGUAGCGGGGGAGUAUUGGAGUACAACACUACAUGGAUCGCAGAAAUGGCGGCGAUCCCUUGGCGCCACCCCGGCCCCCGAAGCUAUUACCGCGCGUGCAUCGACCAAGGGCGCCGGAGCCGACACUAAGUGGUGUCCAAGGUGGAGUAGCAUCCGUGGCAACCACAGCGAACCACAAUAAUAAUUCACAGCAGCAACAACUUAGUAUUAACACAGCGACUACGAUAGCGACAGCGACAGCGACGACGACGACGACGAUAAACAAUAACACGAUAUCGAUAAUACCCGCAUCAACGAUUUCGGCCGAUUACGAUUCCGAUUAUCAGAUUCAUCAUCUGACAUUUCUGCCACAGCGACCGAGCAGCUUGAGUCGCAACAGCAGCAACGCCUCAUCGUCGACAGCGACAGCGAAUAGCAGCAGCACGGGCACAGGCACAGGCACAGGCACAGGCUCGGGUUCCAUUUCCGUAUCCGGUUCGAGCUUUCGCCGACGUCCGCCAGCACCGGCGCCGCUGCUGAGCUUAGCAUCUGCGGCGGAGAACAACAACUUCCUUAGUCAUUUCCAACAAACCAGCGCUGAGCAACCAGUGCCCCAGUCUCCAGUCACACUGGCGCAACCGCGACCCGAGUCCGAGAGGCUAACGAACGAGUAUGUGGACACGCCGCUGCAGCAUGCCACGCGCAUGCAGCAUCCGGCUGGGCAGCAGGACAAUGGCCAGACGACAACGCAUCAUUUGCUGUUGCUGCCACAACGGCAGCAGCAUCAUCAGCAGCAUCAUCAGCAGCAUCUGCAGCACCUGCAACACAAUCCCCCGCAUCACCAUCAGCAAUCCUCCUUUGCCCAGCAGCAGCAGCAGCAGCAACCUCAUGUCCGACUGGGAGCGACGUCGACGACGGGUGCGACGACGGGUGCGACGCAGGGCGGAACAGGAGCAGGAGCAGGAGCAGGAGGAAUCGAUCAUACCGAUGGCUUAUUACAUUCACAUUUGCACUCCACAACGCCAGCGCAACAGCAACAGCAACAGCAACAGCAGCAUCACCUAAGCAAAGGACAACCCGCCACAAAGCCUCGACUGGGUCUGGGACUGGGUUUGGGUCUGGGUCUGUCACAGCAGCCCAUUACGCAACCCAUCAUCACGAAGCAGCCGACAGCGACAACACCCGCCACGCAGACACAGACCAGCAAGGAGCAUAUGCACGCGUUGGAGGAGCUGCUGCAGGCACAGCCCGGCAGCGGAGGCGGCGCCGGACCCAUUGUCAUGGGUGGCGAUCCCACGCUAAUGAUACCCAUUGUGUGUCCACGCUGCGGCCGCUGUCGCUGCGAGCAGUGCCAGAGUCCGCGUCCGCUGCCACAGACCUGGGUGUGCAACAAGACGUGCCUGUGCAGUGCCGAGUCCAUCAUCGAUUAUGCCUCCUGUCUGUGCUGCGCCAAGGCGUUGUUCUACCACUGUGCGCGGGACAACGACAUGGACUGCGACGAUGGCAAUGGCACGCCCUGUGUGGAUAAUCCCUGCUCCUGCGGCCCCUACAAGCGCACCCAGAGAUGGGGCUGGCUGGGCGCACUGUCGAUUGUGCUGCCCUGCCUCUGGUGCUACUGGCCGAUGCGGGGAUGCAUGAAGCUGUGCGAGAAGUGUUACGGCAGGUUUGCGGGACGCGGUUGUCGCUGCCAGGGCGUGGGUGGCGCUGGAGGUGGUGGCAUUGGUUCCACCAGCAGCAUGCUGCCGAUUGUGCCACUGGGCGUGAAUGGAGCCAAUGGCGGUCUCGGCGGUGGCCUCAACGGGGCCACCAAUGGCGGGCAGAUCGGAGGUGUGGGCAUGGGACCCUUGAGCCAGGCCAAUGGCAAGGCCAUUGAUCAUGGCUGCAGUGCGGCCGCCAGUCGUAUCCUUCGCAAAGGCGACCUCACACCCGAGAAGCGACUCCUCGACUCCAGUCCGGAUUAUUAGGAAUUGAAAGAGGGAAAAUCCCGUGUUCUGUGUGUGGUUUUUUCCCCAGACGAAAAAACCUCAAACACAGGGCAAUGAAAAUUCAAAAAGAAGGAGCUGGAAUCUGGACAAAAAUCGUGGUGGAACCCAAACCCCUAAAAAUAAAUAUACACGAGUAAAGAAAAUAUUUAAUAUAUGAACUAAGGGAUAUAAAAAGAAGAAAAGAGGAAGGAAAGAAAGAAAGAGAAAAAAUUAAAUAACCAAAGACUGCAAACAGAUAAUUAUUAAUUAUUAGAAAUGUUAUUUAAAAAAAAAUAUAAUUUUUUUGCUUAAUUAAAACAAAAGGGAAAUGAGAAAAAAAAAAGGAAAAGCGAAAGAGAAAACUGAGGAAUUAGGGAUUCAUAUUUGGCUUUUUUCUUAUGAUGUGUUUUUGUAUUAUUUUUCGCUUUUUUUUUGUUUGUAAUUUUUAAAUUCAAUGUUCAAUUUCUAAGUCAAAUUUUUAAUUUUUAAACAAUAUAUUUUGUAUGUAUAAAAUGUAUUCCAAUGAAUUUUCCAAUGCGAAAAACACACACACACACACACACAACCACACACAAAUGUUUGUAUGGGGGUGAAAAGCGAGAGUAGAGGAAACAUUUUUUUAUUUUCAUAUACAAAGAAGGCAAAGGAAAAAGGAUUUGUAAUGAGGCAUAACACCAGAUUAUAUAAAGCACCAACAUAUAAUCCUAUAUACAACAUAUACUACGGGAAAGGGAAUGGAGAAGUUUUUAGAGAAAUAUUACCAAAUGGCAUAAGAAAUUGUAGUCGAA